AUGCAGUUUGAGAUUACGCUCUUGGCCAAGAGAUGCGAGGACGCUGCUGUCUACAUGACCGAUACUUGUAACGAAGUUUUGGAACAAAACAUGUUACUGGACAACAUGUGCCUUGUUCAAGCAUUCAUUUUUGCGGCUGCCCUAAUACUUGGGCUGGUCAUGUUCUCACAAACCCAGGCAGAAAAGGACCUCGAAAUCGCACCGGAGAAUGCGCUAGGGAUGAUGAGGAAACUUUCCACACAGAGCUUGCAGGCUGAACACUAUUCGGGAAUUCUGGACAACAUGCACAAGGAUAUCAAAGCCCGACAGCAACAGACAGCUUUGCAAAGGCGCGGGUGCUCAGGUCGACCGGCCAACGAAAUAGUCCAACCUUCUCAGGUUCUCGGGGCCUCUUUUCCAGGCCUCGGUCCGUCAAACAUCGACAGAGGCGACGGGACACCGUCCAUCGAUGAACUAGCGAAGACGCUACCGUCACAGAAUGGCCUUCUCGGACCACAGAGCUUGUCAGGCACAGGUCUUGACUCUGACACCACUAAAUUGGACUGGGAUAUCCCCUCAUAUCAAUGUCGGGAUGAUUUCUCAAUGAUCACUCCAGAAUGA
Cladophialophora bantiana CBS 173.52 is the source of this 600-nucleotide messenger RNA. RefSeq lists its product as uncharacterized. The transcript is spliced from 2 exons. Lineage: Eukaryota; Fungi; Ascomycota; Eurotiomycetes; Chaetothyriales; Herpotrichiellaceae. The coding region runs from base 1 to 600 and encodes 199 amino acids. The record is from RefSeq and is a predicted model, not a curated record.